AAUUAUUCAAAUAUCGUUCCAAGAUAACAAUUUAUGUGUUAUCUUCGCUACAUGCGGAUGUGUCUACCUAAAAAACUUUAAUAGUAUAAAUAUAAAUAAAAUACGGAUCAUAAAUAAACAUGAAGUGUGCUGUUGGGAUAUUUCCAAUUUUAUGUUUAGUAACAAAUAAUAUACUAGAUGUGAACUCGUUGGGCGUUAAUCGAAGAUUAAGACGAGAAGAAAUAAUAGACUAUGGUGCUUUAAUUACGUGCAAACCACUACCUGAGCCCACACCAGAUUUUGCUGCAGCAGGCAAGCGGAUAAGUGAACAAAAAUGUGACGAAUACAAAUGGAAUGUCAAAUCUCGAGAACAUCAAAGUAAAACAAUUGUUACAUGGAAUGACUGUCCAGAUGGAUACGGACCAGCCUUUAGAAAUGACGACGAUGAUGCUGCUCCUGGACAAGACCCCAAUUUGGUUGCUAUUGGAUGGAAAGAUGAGAAAGGAUGGCUCUUUAAAUGUGGAGGUUCCCUCGUCAGCGACAGAUAUGUACUGACCGCCGCUCAUUGCCUAAAUGGCAAUUUACCAAAGCCGGAAAUUGUCAGAUUCGGCGACAAAAAUGUUUUCGAUAAUUUGGCUAAUGGACUUAAUUCUAUCGAGGCGAAAAUUAAGAAAGUAAUUGUACACCCAGACUUUGUAGAAGAAAAUUUGAUCAAUGAUAUAGGUCUUAUAGAACUAGAAGAAGCAGUAGCGUUCAAGAAGAACGUUUUACCAGCAUGUCUGUGGAAGGAUGUUGAUGUUAGCUCUCUUGGAAGCUUCGCAAACGCAACUGGAUGGGGUCCUGUUCAUUCAGCCAAACCCGAAGAAGAUUCUCCGAAACCGAAAAAAGCCUCUUUAAAGAUUAUUGAUUCCACUAAAUGUGAAGAGCUGAUAAAACCAGUCUGUGGAGGAAAACACUGUGAAGUAAAAGAUACACAUAUUUGUGCCGAAGGUUUUGUUAACGCCCUAAUAAAAAAGGAACAAUGGAACGCAGAAAGCCAAAUUUGCGCGAGUUUCUCCGGAGACCCGCUACAAAUAAGGAUCUCCGAUUCUCCUGAAGGUGCUAUGAACUACGUCAUCGGUAUUACUUCGUACAGUGUCCGUUGUAACAGUGUUACUCCUGACGUCUACACCAGGGUUUCAAGCUAUCUCGACUGGAUUGAAAGUAUCGUUUGGCCUAAGAAUAAAAUAAAUGCCUAAUAUCAUCUCCCUAGCAGUAUCCCGUUUUUCAGUGUCCGCUUACCUGACCUGAAGAUUUGACAGGUCCGGUUUUUUACUGAUGCGAUUGCCUGUCUCAUCCAACACACUCGGUUAGGUCACAUAUCUCCAAAAAUUCCCGAAUGCCCCGGAUGUAUGAGAAGUUGCCAGACGAAGUGCAACAGCAGAUAGAUCUCAUCAGAGACCGAAUAUUCAACUCUCAGCCAUAUAAUGUUAAGAACUUCAAUUUUAAACUAAAACAGUUUUUAUUAAACAUGGAUUUAGAUGAAUGCUUACUCUGAGCUUUUAAAAUAAUUUGUUUACAAUGCUUUUACUAACUUUAGCAUUAUUUACUAACUACAUAAUCUUAAAUUAAAUACUAAUCCUUUAAUAUCUAUUUUAAGUUUUUUGUAUUAAAAUUACACCGCGCUGUCUACCUACGGCAUAUGUAUAUUUAUGUCAUUGUUUUAAGACGAUGUAGGUAACCCUAUCACAGGCUUCGGUCUUUUUGGGUUGCUACUGUAACACUGCAUAAAAAACAAUUUAUCGCGUUAACACGUUCUCUUGGAUCUGUUUUGGAUAGUGCUGUAAAUUAACUUUAAGAACUUGUAAUAAUAAUAAAUAAAUAAAUAAUACAUUUCUCUUGAAUGUGAGUUUCCUCACGAUGUUUCUAAAUAAAUGCCUAAUAAAUAUA
Messenger RNA from Pectinophora gossypiella (pink bollworm), 1908 nucleotides. Its product is annotated as serine protease persephone-like. Gene Ontology annotation, molecular function: serine-type endopeptidase activity. Gene Ontology annotation, biological process: proteolysis. The record is from RefSeq and is a predicted model, not a curated record. The coding region runs from base 120 to 1217 and encodes 365 amino acids. NCBI's taxonomy places the organism in Eukaryota, Metazoa, Arthropoda, Insecta, Lepidoptera, Gelechiidae. The transcript has 9 exons.